GCUCGGUUCGCUCAUAUUCAGAGCAAGGUUGGACUGACGACGAUUCUACGCAAUCACAAAGUCGACGUUUGUGAGAAAACCACGAUUCCGUACGAUCCGGACAAGCGUGGCGUUUUCUUAACAUUGAACGGUGGUGUGAAUUUAAAGAUAUCUAAGAACAUGGACUGCUAUCAACUUCUCUUCGCCAUUGGCGCCAUAGUGCUGGCAAUUUAUUAUUAUUACACUUCGACUCACAACUAUUGGAAGAAUCGCGGCAUACCUGGACCAAAACCAGGCCCGUUUUUUGGAAACUUUUGGGGUAUUAUCACUAGAAAAUACGCGAUAGCUACAGCUGUGAAAAAUUGGUACCACGAAUUCAAACACGAACCAGUGUUCGGAAUAUACGAGGGAAGAACACCGGUUCUUAUUAUCAACGACCUGGAACUGGUUAAAGACGUUCUCGUCCGGGACUUUUCUUUAUUCAUUGACCGAGGAUUUACGAUAUUUGAUAAGAUUAAAGAGAUGUUUCCUCUUGUCAUGGAAUGUGCGGGAAACUUAGAAAAAUUUGUAGACAAAGUAGCGGACAAUGGCGAGCCAGUGGAAUGCCGUGAAAUGUUUGCGAAAUUCACGACCGACGUGAUCGGGAGCUGCGCGUUUGGAAUCAACAUGAACACACUUGAAGACGAAGACAGCGAAUUUCGAAAAAUGGGCAAACAAGUUUUCACGCCCAAUUUUCGACAGCUGAUGGAGGACGCUUGUAAACAAUUUGCACCAUCGCUGUUUAAAGUCAUUGGCAAGUAUCUCCAUUCACCGGUAGUCGAGAACUUCUUCAUUGGUCUAGUACGCGACACGAUGAAGUACAGAGAACAGAAUAACGUAACCAGACCAGACGUAAUCAACAUGCUCAUGGAACUGAAGAAACAUCCAGAUAAAUUGGGCAAUAUCGAACUAACCGACACCUUGCUUACUGCGCAAGCGUUUGCCUUCUUCGUUGCUGGAUUCGAAUCUUCGUCGUCGACGAUGGCGCAUACACUGUACGAGUUAGCACAGCACCAGGAUGUUCAAGAUAAAUUACGACAAGAAAUUAGACACACGUACGAGAAGAACGGUGGUACACUGACAUACGCAGAUAUCAAAGAAAUGAAAUACUUGGACAAAGUAUUCAAGGAAACGCUACGAAUGUAUCCAGUACUGACGAUGCUGACCAGACAAGCAGAGGAGAAUUACACGCUUAAAGGAACGAAAAUCAUCAUACCGAAAGGAAUGAGAAUAUGGAUAUCCGUGUACGGAAUUCAGACCGAUCCCGACAUUUAUCCGGAACCAGAGAAAUUCGAUCCGGAAAGGUUUGAGGACGAUGCUGUUGCUGGUAGACAUCCUAUGAGUUUCCUAUCUUUUGGCGAUGGACCGAGGAAUUGCAUUGGUAUUCGAAUAAAAUACAUAUAAAAUAUAGCGUCUGACAUCGUUUCAU
Messenger RNA from Heterotrigona itama, 1447 nucleotides. Lineage: Eukaryota; Metazoa; Arthropoda; Insecta; Hymenoptera; Apidae. The record is from the annotation of a GenBank genome assembly.